Messenger RNA from Symbiodinium sp. CCMP2592, 771 nucleotides. The record is from the annotation of a GenBank genome assembly. NCBI's taxonomy places the organism in Eukaryota, Dinophyceae, Suessiales, Symbiodiniaceae.
AUGUCAGAAGGUCAUGCGCCUGAUGAUGCCGUGCCUAUGGACACCAGUGACGUGGCCGUGGCUGGCGACGCGGCUGCCGAUGCUGUCCCGACCGUCUCUCCGUCCGACCCUUCCGGGUCCGAGAUGGAGGUAGAGCAUGAUGAUUCGGAUUCGGAUGAUUCGUAUUCUGAAGUGUCGGUCGGUCCACACGAGCCAGACGUUGCAGCAGGGGUUGGGCCACCCAGCGUGCCCACGACGCUGGACAGAGUGGGUCCAGUUUUGCCAGGCUCGCAGAUACAUGUGCAGUAUCACACGCACAACCACUGGUGCACCACCACUCACAAUCACUACCACAGUCACGCCGCCUAUAAGCACAAGCACAAGCAUAUCACUAAGCACAUACAUGUGCAGAUGCGUGCCACCCCAGCCCCGACAGUCUCGACGUUGCCGUCGCCUAAAGCUGUCCUUGACGCCAACGAUGAUGGUGCUCACAACGGUGAGCAUCAAACCUGGCCGUGCCUGACGGCAGCACCUGCUGACGCCAUAGACUUGACCUCAGACUCCGACUCCGACGUUGUCUUGGAGCACGAUCACGGCAGCAGGGAUAGCACUGGUAACGGCGAGGCUGGUUGCAGUCAUGACUGUGCGACAGAGAUCGAUGAGGUCCAGGAGAAUGAGACGACGUCUGAGCACUCAGAAGACUUGGAAGUGCACCGCGCAGAUGGACCAGAUGGUAGUUCCAGUAGUUCCAGUGAUGACGCACCGUUGUGUGCUGGAAGCCUUUGCUCAUGA